Closterium sp. NIES-65 is the source of this 1458-nucleotide messenger RNA. The record is from the annotation of a GenBank genome assembly. NCBI's taxonomy places the organism in Eukaryota, Viridiplantae, Streptophyta, Zygnematophyceae, Desmidiales, Closteriaceae.
AUGCACCGUUCCCCCAUGCGUCACUGUCCUUCCGCCCUGCCCUUGCGCCUCAUCCGCGCGCUGCCCCGCCCCGCGCCCGGCGCUGUUGCGCCCGCCGUCACGGGUCGAGGGCUCACUGCGUUCUCCCGCCGUUCGCCCCGCCAGCCGCGUUACAGCCGCGCGAGCCCCGCGUUCCCCGUAUCCGGUCCCGCGCUCUCCGCUGCAUCGCGUUCCCCGGAGGACGGGGGCGAGACGCGGAGCGGCGUGAGCGCGCGCUCGAGCAGCAUGGGCGCGGGCACGCAGUACUACGUGGCCGUGGACCAGCCGCGCUUCAAACUGGCAACACUCGUGGACCUGCUGCACCUCAUCAGCCGCACCAUCCCCGCUGCCUCCUCCCCCGAUCCUCCUCCUAUUCCUCCUUCCUCCCCCUCCCCCUCCCCCUCGCCCUCCCCAUCCGCCUCCCCAUCCCUCUCCUCCGCGCCCACUGCUGCGCCACGGGUGGCGGCAGUAUCAGUGGUGAUCUGCUGUGGCACGCGCGACUCUCUGGACCACGUGCUCGCUGCUCUCUCGCCUCUCCACCACCGUUUCCUCCUCGCCUCCCUCGUACGCCCUCUCACACGCCACUGCUCCUGCCCUCCUCUCGUCCUCCACCCUUUCUCCGUCCCUCACCCGCUUUCCCCACCUCUUCCUCCACUGGUUGUUCCCCUUGCCUUCCCCAUCGUCCUCCCACCCACCCCCCCUCUCCCCUCCUCCUUCUUACGUCCCCGCCAUCCCAAUCACCCCAAACUGCAGCUCUCGUUUGACCAAUCGGACGCCCAGCGCCGGGCAGUGCUGGCAGCCUUCCAUGCCGCCGUCGCUCUCUCCAGAGGCCGCCCCGCCCCACCCCUCGCUCUGCCCCUCGCCCCGCCCUUUUCCCCCCACCCUGCCCCCUCGCUGCCGUCCGCUGCCCCUCCCUCGCAUGGGCCCCACGCCACACAUGGACCCCCUGCCUUCCUGUCCCCCCCCACCCAUGCGCCUUUGCUGCACAGCCGCGUGGGUGAGGGGGAAGGGCAGGCAGCAGAGGUUGCAGAGCGGGGGGAUGAGGGAGGGGAGAGCGGGGGGGAGGAAGGGAGGGGGGGCCAGGGAGCGGUGGUGCCGGUGGUGGUGGUGACAGAUGCGUGCUUGCCGUGUGGCCAUGGGGGGGGAGAGGCGCCUCUGGGCGCACGGCUGCUCAUUAACUAUGACUUCCCCCCACGCAAGGACGUGUACCUGAGGCGAGUGGCCAUGUGCAUGGGGCAAGCAGCAGCAUCAGCCAUGCAACGCCCUGAACCCUCUGCCAGCACCACGGCCACUGCAAGCAGCAGCAGCAGCAGUGCAGCGGGCAUGUCGCUGCUGUUUGUGACGGGUGGGGAGGUGCCUGUGGUGCGCACGCUAGAGGACGCCCUGGGCACCUUGCUGCACGAAAUGCCCAUUGAUGUGUGUGAAGCUCUUAAGCAGUGA